AACGUUCUUUCCUGUUUUUAUUCCUUCUCAGAUGCAGCAGCUGUUUUAUGAGAACUACGAGCAGAACAAAAAAGGCUACAUCAAAGACCUCCAUAACAGCAAGAUCCAUCGAGCUAUCACCUUGCACCCAAACAAGAGCCCACCCUACCAGUACAGACUCCACAGUUACAUGUUGAGCCGCAAAAUAGCGGAGCUGCGAUACCGGACUAUACAACUGCACCGGGAGAUCGUCCUCAUGAGCAAAUACAGCAAUACAGAGGUCCACAGGGAUGAUCUCCAGCUGGGGGUUGCGCCUUCCUUCAUGCGCUUCCAGCCGCAGCAGCGCGAGGAGGUCUUGGAGUGGGAGUUCCUCACCGGAAAGUACCUUUACUCUGCGGCAGAUGGGCAGCCGCCUCGCCGAGGCAUGGACUCCUCGCAGCAUGAGGCACUGGAUGAUAUUGUGAUGCAAGUCAUGGAGAUGAUCAACGCCAACGCCAAGACCAGAGGGCGGAUCAUUGACUUCAAGGAGAUACAGUACGGCUACCGCAGGGUCAACCCGAUGUACGGGGCAGAGUACGUCCUGGACCUCCUCCUUUUGUACAAGAAGCACAAGGGCAAGAAGAUGACAGUCCCUGUCCGAAGGCAUGCCUACUUGCAGCAGACCUUCAGCAGAGUUCAGUUCAUGGAGCACGAAGAGACGGAUGCCAAAGCCCUGGCCAGCACAAUCAACCAGGAAUCUGGGUCUCUGUCGUUCCUCUCCAGUUCCUUGAAGAUGUUUGUCCCAUUCCAGCUAAGUAAGUCGAAAGCAGAGAAGAAGGAACCCAAAGACCAGAAGAUCAACAUCUUGAUUCCUCUCUCUGGCCGCUUCGACAUGUUUGCCCGCUUCAUGGGGAACUUUGAAAAGACAUGCCUGAUUUCCAACCAGAAUGUCAAAUUGGUGGUCCUGCUCUUCAACUCAGACUCCAACCCCGACAAAGCCCGGCAAGUGGAGCUGAUGAGGGACUACCGCCUCAAGUAUCCCAAGGCAGACAUGCAGAUCUUGCCAGUAUCUGGCGAGUUUUCCCGCGCUCUGGCCCUCGAAGUCGGAUCCUCUCAGUUUAACAACAAAUCGUUGCUGUUUUUCUGUGAUGUUGACUUGGUGUUUACGGCCGAGUUCCUGCAACGAUGUCGAGCUAACACAGUUUUGGGGCAACAAAUCUAUUUCCCGGUCAUCUUUAGCCAGUACGAUCCAAAGAUUGUCUAUAGUGGGAAGGUUGCUAGUGAUAACAAUUUUGCCUUUACGCAGAAGACGGGCUUCUGGAGGAACUACGGCUUUGGGAUUGCCUGUAUUUACAAAGGGGAUCUCAUCCGGGCCGGCGGCUUUGACAUUUCGAUCCAAGGUUGGGGCCUCGAGGACGUGGACUUGUUCAACAAAGUAAUUCAGGCCGGAUUAAAAACGUUCCGGAGCCAGGAGGUUGGAGUUGUCCAUGUGCACCACCCCGUCUUCUGUGACCCAAAUCUGGAUCCAAAACAGUACAAAAUGUGCUUGGGCUCCAAAGCUUCCACUUAUGGGUCGGCCCCGCAGUUAGCUGAGCUGUGGCUCCAAAAGAAUGAGCCAAGCCUUGGGAAGAACAGCAUUGCGAAUGGCUCGCUGAGGACAGCCUAAUAUCCAGCGUACGCUGGGGAGAGAAACAAAAAAACUACCUAUUUCAUUUUUUAUUGCCCUAAUUUAUUUUAUUUUAAUUUCUUUUUUUAGAAAACAUUUUGAUAGUCGAUUUUUUAAAAAAAGAGACCGCACAAGGGUAUAUUUUGGACACCACCUUCUUUCUUACGAAGAUCGCCUGAGCUUUUUCGUUCUGAACAAAACUGUGACCUUCCUUUGCCUUCUUGAACAAACAGCAGUGGCUGAGUAUUACGAAUUGCCUGGUUCCGACAACUUGAAACAAUCCCGCUUCCCUGUCUGUCUCCAUAGAUAGUUCUUUUUUUAAAAAAAGGAAGGGAAAAACACCUUUCUUCUCUAUGUUUUCCCCUGUUGUCCAUUGAGGUGCUUGUGUUUUUCUAAUAACACUUGAAUGCAAAGUGGCACAAAAAGGUUCACUUCAUGGUUAGGGGUUUUCUUUUCCUACUUUGGGAUUGUAACAGACAGAACAUAUGGAUUCCUUCCUGGAUUAAAAGUGUUAGGACAAAGAAAAGAAUAUGGCGGUGUCCGCCAGUUUUUGCUUGUAGGAAUAUUUCAUUUGGUUGAUAUUUCGACCUCAAAAUGUACCUUUUGCUCGCUGUAUUUUGAGCAACCAGAAAGAAAGGGUCAUUGAGCACAACCUUGAUCAUAUCUACCUUUGGGUUUGUUAUUUAAAGAAAAUGUAAUUCCUCUUUUGGUCCAUAUUUUGGAUCUUACGCCUAGACAACAAAUGCCUAGACAACAAGAAUCUUCCUAAUCAGACAAAAAAGCAACACAUUAGAUUAGAGAGAAAAAACAACAUUUCUUUGCUGCAAAAAGCAACAAACGUACAUCCAAGACACUCCAAAUUCAACGUGUUGGGAAAAUAAAUUAUUCCCACUCCCUCCCAAACAAUUACAGUAUUUUGAAACGGGAACAAUUUGCUGUGUCUCCAUUGCAUAAUUAGGUUUGCUUUUUUUUUUUUUUUUGCUUUUUGUAUUGGAUAGGCCUUUAAUUUAUUUAAUAUCUUUUUGUUUUAGGUUUCUGUCUUUCUCUUUUUUAUUUUUAAUAACCGCUAGUCAUUAAUAUUUGUAUCUUAGGAAUGUAUUGCAUUUUCUUACUGUUAAAGAUAGACGACACCUUGCUUUGCAGUAAAAUGAUCUCCAAAGAGUC
This is a messenger RNA of Anolis sagrei ordinatus, 2788 nucleotides long. NCBI's taxonomy places the organism in Eukaryota, Metazoa, Chordata, Lepidosauria, Squamata, Anolidae. The record is from RefSeq and is a predicted model, not a curated record.